AAGUCAUUUUUUUUUUCAUUAUGUUCAUAAACCCAUACCUUUAUCACCAUCAGCUAGAUUUCGUUUUGUGCUUCGUAUAUCUUAAAAGAUUUUAUUAGAUAACAUUUUUUUUGCUAUGGAUCAUAAUUACCACUACUCCAUAAAAAAUCCGGAUUUGAGAAAUACCGGCUACAUUGUUGCAAUGGCUAAUAUACAAGACAAGCAUGAUAGAUCGACUCCUUCUCAUUUUCAUUGGAAAAUUCUAAAGUGCAGGAUGAUCAUAUUUUCAAAUUCGUCUAUUUUGGCGUGUCCGGAUAAAAAAGACGUGAAACAAGUCCAUAUCGUAUUCAACAAAGUGGGCGACGAUUACGACAAACUGAAUUCACUGUUUAUCAAAUUCUCUUUAAGGCAGGAUGGGGCAAUUCGUUCGACUACGCCAGAAAUAUUCCAGAUGUGUUUCACAUAUACUUUGAUGGCGAAAAUUGCACCAACGUGGAAUGUCCUAGGUUUCGAUUAUCUUGUAAACAACAGAGAUUUCCUAAUCGCUAAUGGGAUACAAGAAGGAGUUAAAUAUCAAAUUGUAUCUGACGAAUCCUACACCGAUCUAACACUUAAGCCGGUGAACAUAAAUAUAAUCAAGGCAACUGAAGAUAUUGCCCCUGGAGAAUAUGUAAGAGUUUUACCAAGUUUGAACAAGGCUGUUGUAGAAGAAUGUAACAAGACUUUGCCCGAAGUAGGAAGUUUUAAGUUUUACAAAGACAUACGUCGGCACUGGAAAAACAUUCACGGCUACCGAUUACCGGACGAUGAAACUUCUUAUUACAUGAUCAGGUUCUGGCGAGGAGAGCCACUGACUUAUCCAGAUAUUUGCGUGACAAGGCAUUUACCCAUUAUAACGCCAAUGCCUAGACCCAAAGAGGAAAUAGUGCUCUCAAGAUUCGUGAGCUGCCUGAAAAGUAAAAUACCUCAUUUUCUCGGUGUUCCAAUGACAAUACAAAUUAAGGAAACCAUGGAACCGAUGAAGGUAAGACGCCUUUUUUAUUCUAAAUAAUAUAAUAAAAUAUGAAAUAGAUACCUGAUUCUCUUUGCCUGAUAUAUACUAUUAGGUAC
Cydia pomonella (codling moth) is the source of this 1089-nucleotide messenger RNA. RefSeq lists its product as uncharacterized. The transcript has 7 exons. NCBI's taxonomy places the organism in Eukaryota, Metazoa, Arthropoda, Insecta, Lepidoptera, Tortricidae. The record is from RefSeq and is a predicted model, not a curated record. The coding region runs from base 116 to 1030 and encodes 304 amino acids.